Messenger RNA from Protopolystoma xenopodis, 342 nucleotides. NCBI's taxonomy places the organism in Eukaryota, Metazoa, Platyhelminthes, Monogenea, Polystomatidea, Polystomatidae. The record is from the annotation of a GenBank genome assembly.
AUGAAAGACGCACUUACGUUGGGGGUGGGCGAGAGCAGUGAAGAAAUUGUUAAACAUUCUGCAGUAAGUGGGGGUUUACCGUCGGAGCAGAAGACCUUUAUUGAGUUCGGGUGUCCGGCUGAUGUGUUUAGCCAAACAAAAGAAAAUGAAAACCAUCAAAAUGUGUUUAGCACACGAUAUGGCCGGUGGACAAUGGCGGUCGACAUCAUCAUGGAAACAAGAGGGCUUUUAACUCUCAGCUUGCCGAUUAGUUACACCGUCCGGAUACAGCCGGACCUGGAGCACCCCUGGGAUUCGCUGUUUGCACCAAUCUCGUGUGCAUCAUUAUGGCCUCACCUUUGA